Molecule: messenger RNA, 1908 nt
Organism: Ciona intestinalis (vase tunicate)
Lineage: Eukaryota; Metazoa; Chordata; Ascidiacea; Phlebobranchia; Cionidae
Product: translation initiation factor eIF2B subunit gamma
Biological process (GO): cytoplasmic translational initiation; biosynthetic process
Cellular component (GO): guanyl-nucleotide exchange factor complex; eukaryotic translation initiation factor 2B complex
Molecular function (GO): guanyl-nucleotide exchange factor activity; translation initiation factor activity
Source: RefSeq, a predicted model, not a curated record
AUGGUAUUGGCAUGUCGCCUAAUUUUUCUUCACAGUUGCAGAACUAUUACAUAUACUUACAUAGUACAUAGGAAUGAAAAUACCAAGCAUGGAACUACAGGCAAUUAUAAUGGCUGGGGGCAAGGGGAGUCAUAUGGGAGACCUUACUGAUAAUACACCAAAGGCAUUACUACCUGUAGGAAAUAAGCCUCUAAUUUGGUUUCCAGUAAAUAUGUUAGAAAAAGCAGGAUUUCAAGAUGUGAUAAUAGUUACAUUGAAUUCUGCAAAGGCAGAGGUGGAACACUGCUUAAAAAACUGUAAAAUUGCUGUUAAGUUGUAUGGAAUACCUGACGAUAGUGAAACAGAUACAGUGGACUCAUUAUGUUUAAUCAAAGAUGACAUAAAAAGUGACAUGCUUAUUUUGAGCUGCGAUGUAAUAACUGAUUUACCAUUGCAUAAGCUCGCCGAUGUGCAUAGGCUACACGACUCGACGGUGAGCAUGCUGUUCUGCCCGUCGCAGCCAUUAUUGGAGAAUUUGCCUGGCGUCAAGUCAAAGAAAAAGGCCCAGCAAAAACAGAGAGAGUUUAUUGGUAUGACCCAAGUUAGGAAUUUUCACCAAAGAGUUUUGUUUUUAUUGAAUGAAGCCGAUUUGGAUGAUGAACUUUUACCUGUAAGACAAGCACUGAUGGAAAUUUACCCUCGAAUUCAAGUCCGAAGCGAUUUACACGAUGCUCAUACUUAUAUUUUAAAGCACUGGGUGUUGGAUUAUAUAAAACAGAAUCGCACCAGAAGUUCUUUUCGCAGUGAACUUUUACCAUAUCUCGUUAAAAAGCAAUUCUCGAAACCCAGAAACAAUACUGCUGCUUCCAUAUCUCAACUGCCAGAUAACUCUGGUGAUUCAAAAGAAGAAUUUGUAAAAGAUGUAACUUCUUACAUGAAUUUUGAUGAUGACAAAAUACAGAUUAAUGAUCUAACGCUCUGUACCCAAAAGUCGCAAGACAACAUUUCUUGCCACGGUCUUAUUUAUGAUGAAGGUGUCUGUUUCAGCAUAAACAGUCUUUCUUCUUACAUAGAAGCAAAUAGAUACAUGUGCAGACCUGAUAGCAUAUUUUAUGACGUUUUACCAAGAGUACACCAAUCAUGUCAACUAGCGGAAAAAGUCCAAGUUGGCACAGAUAGUAUGGUAGGCGAAAGAACGCAAAUUAACGAGAAAUGCUCAAUAAAACGCUCGGUAAUUGGCAAAGAUUGUGAAAUCGGAACUUUGGUGAGAAUCUCAAACUGUGUUGUUAUGGACAGAGUGAAAAUUUCUGAUGGCGUAAACAUACAGGGUUGUGUGAUUUGUGAGGGUGCAAUUAUUGGCGAAAAGUCUGAACUGAAAGACUGUUUUAUUGGUUACCAAAAAAUAGUUGAACCAGCGUCAAAAUUAUCGAAAGAGUCGCUAGUAGAAAGUUCAGCUAUGAUGGAAAUUUAAAAGAAAUAAUAUAACUGUUUGCAGCAUUUGUAAGUUUUCGCAUAUAGGUGUUAUAGUGUUAAAACAGUUUUUCUCACUUUUAAUGUUCCCAUUAUAAUAAGACCUAGAUCCAGAACCAGAGAAUCAAGUCAGUGUGUCAGAUUUUCAAUUUGUGUUUUAUGUAUGAUGUAAUUUAUAUGAUUUGAAAUGGUGCAAAUGUGGUUGUGUAAGUUUAUGUUAAAAAUCAUAUUAUUGUAUUUUAGUGUCAUUUGUGUACCAACAUUUAUUUAAGAAAUUUUUUUUUCAAGUUAAACUAUUGGGCCUAUACAACAGUAUGUAAAAAUGGCCCAGUAUACACAAUUAGCAUGCAAAUUUAAACUGAAUUUUUUAUAGCAUUGUAAAUUACUAAUAAAUAAAUGGUUUUGGGUUUUGUUUGGUAAUAUCAGACCUAUUGUAAGACUAUGUUUUGUGUCUACAGA